AUGCGAGCUUCUUCAAAUGAAAUCGGCCGUGUCUACACGAGACGGCGGCCAUUCCAGCGUCACGUUGCAGGUAGUGUGAAGCUGCCUGUGCGUUCAGAACUGCGUUGCCGCUAUCAGCCGGCUGUGAGAGUUUGUAGGCGUCUGUCUUGCCGUAGCGAGUGUUUUUCCCAUGGCGUUUGCGAGGGAACCAUCGAAUCGUGGCCUGUACGACCCCUCUCGCGAGCAGGAUGCGUGUGGCGUCGGCUGCAUCGCUGAUCUUCAGGGACGGGUCAGUGAGGGGUGCGGGUGCGGGUGGCAGAGGGAGGGUCAUGUGUGCGUGUUGUGUCGUGUUUUCCAUCUCGGUGUGUCACCGUGUGUGUGUGUGUGUGUGUGUGUGUGUGCAGUACACGCGGAGGACGGUGAGUGAUGCGUAUAAGCUGCUGGUUCGCAUGACCCAUCGAGGAGCCAAGCAAGGCGAAGACGGAGAUGGUCAGGCACUCAUUCACAGCACAGCACACGCAGAUGAGAGGGCAGCCAGCAAGCCGACAGCCAAGCACGUGUGUGUGUCGUGUGUUGUGUGUUGUGUGUCAGGUGCGGGCAUCAUGUUGGGUCUGCCGCAUGCCUUUUACAGGAAGGUGACUCAGUUCUCCUUCCACCUGCCGCCGCAGGGCAGGUAUGGCGUCGGCAUGUUCUUCCUCCCAAAGGGUGAAAUGGACCGACACGCUGCCAUGGAGGUGAGGUCAGAGGACCACCAGCUGGCCACGCCAACACACCAACACGCGCCGAUGUUUGCCUGGCUCCCUGCCUGUGCGUGCCAGAUGAUUGAGCGCACCGUCCGACAGCAUGGCUUGGUGGUGCUGGGUUGGCGCGCCCCUCUACCUACCAAGUCGACCAUUCUGGGCCCCAAGGCCAAAGCCACCGAGCCGUUCAUCGCCCAAGUGUUUGUCAGCAUGCCCACCGACCUCGUGGUAAGCAAGCCAGACAUGAGACCAGCACACGUAGGAGACGAUUCCUCCCUCUGUGUGUGUGUGUCCAUAGGAUUGCGAGGAAGAUGAGGCGUCCCCGAUGAGCCGUGAGGUGAUGCCCCGGCUGUCGAAGCAGUUCACUGACAACGAGAGUGACGCCGUAUCUGUGCGGGAGACCGUCGCCGUCAUUGAGGGGCUGCCCGCCGACCUCGAGACCCUCCUCUACAUCGUCCGCAAGAAGCUAGCCAAAGAGCAGACCAUCUACAUCUGCAGGUGUGUGAGCCGGAUGCGUGUGGGUAUGGUGUGGGCAGAAAUACAUACCACCGAUGAGAUGUGUGCUGACUGAUCUCUCUCUGUCCGUUCUGUCUGUCUGUCUGUCUGUCAGUUUCUCGAGCCGCACGGUGGUGUACAAAGGUCAGUUUCAGGCGGAGCAGCUGUUCAACUACUUUGACGACCUCAUGGACGAGGACCUCACCUCGUACCUGGCACUCGUCCACUCCCGAUUCUCUACCAACACCUUCCCCAACUGGCAGCGAGCACACCCGUAAGCCAGCAACACACACGCACGCACACACGUGUGUCUGUGUGCCCAUUUACGGCUGUCCAUGUGUGUGUGAGCCAGGUUCCGUCGCAUCUGCCACAACGGCGAGAUCAACACGAUCGAGGGCAACCGCAACUGGCUGCGGGCUCGGGAGGGCCUCAUGAAGGCCACGCCCAAGGCGUUCGCAUCAGUGCCCCUGGCCGACCUCGUCCCAAUCGAUGAGGGCUGCGGGUAAAUGAGUCACGCAUACACAGACACACACACACACACAUGCCGUGCGUGAUACACAGGCGGAAGGAAGCACCCACACACACGUGGCAUUGACUGGUUGUGUGUGGCUUCCAGAUCCGACUCGAGCACGUUGGACUCAGUGGUCGACUUCCUCACCAUGGCCGGCCGGCCGAUCGAGCACGUCAUCAUGAUGCUCGUGCCCGAGGCCUGGCAGAACAACAGCAGCAUGACCGAGGAGAAACGGGCCUUCUACCAGUACCACUCCUGCAUGAUGGAGCCGUGGGACGGGCCUGCCCUGGUGGCCUUCACCGACGGCAAGAAGCUGGGCGCCACGCUCGACCGCAACGGGCUGCGGCCGGGCCGCUACUACAUCACCGUCGAUGACCGGCUCAUUCUCGGCAGCGAAGUGGGCGUGGUCGAUGUGGCUUCGAGCCAGGUGCGUCGGUCGGCUGCUGCAUUGCCAUUCGACCUGCGGGCAUCUGUGGGCUGGCUGUUUUGUGUGUGGGUGUGUUGUGUGUAGAUUCGGUUCAAGGGCCGCCUCCGCCCCGGCCGGAUGCUGCUGAUCGACUUCCAGCAGAAGCGUCUCGUGGAAGACGAGGCACUCAAGGCCUCGUAAGCGCAGAAGAGACCACACAGGCUUCCCUAGACACACAUAUAUGUGGGUGGACUUGAACGAUUGUGGAUUGGUGUUGUGUUGUGUGUCAGGAUCUCCCGUAUGCAUCCAUACGCUGAGUGGGUGAAGAAGAACACUGUGCGGCUGGCCGACCUCACGCAGCCCGUGCUAGGUAGGUGGGUCCGGUGGUGUGGUGUGGCGGUGGCCAAGCAGUCCCUCGCUUAUCGAAAUGCCUGUGUGCGCUUCAGGCGACGACUUGAAGGCCGAGCUGAUGCUCGACGACAAGAAGAUGAUCCGGCGCAUGAAGGCAAGCCCCCUCCCCCCUCCCCCCCCCGGCCACACAUCAAUGUGCACACACAGGUCAACGCAUCUGUCUGUCCUUGUGUGCAGAUGUUCGGCUACUCGUACGAGAAGUUCGACAUGCUGGUGGCGCCGAUGGCCAAGCGGUCGGCCGAGUCGCUGGGCAGCAUGGGCAAUGACAUCCCUCUCGCGUGCCUCUCCAAGCUGCCCAGAAACCCUGCCGACUACUUCGCACAGAUGUUCGCGCAGGUGCGCGUGUUGACUGACACACAUCCCUCUGUGUCGAUUCAUUCAUGGCUCUGUGUGGUGGUGGUGGUGGUGGUGCACUGCGUCCAGGCGACGAAUCCUGCGAUCGACCCCAUCCGCGAAGCCAACGUGAUGUCGCUCGAGUGCCCGAUUGGCCCGGAGCAGGACUUGCUCAAGGAGACGCCACAGCACUGCAACAGAAUCGUCCUAGAGGUAGCUACUUCCGUCCUCUCCGCCCCUCCACACACACAUCCAGAUCACACACGCAUGCAUGGGUCUGAAUGUGUGUGUCUUGUGUGUGGUUGGGUGUGCAGGAGCCCGUGUUGGACCCCGGUCGAUUCCGCGCGUUGGUGUCGCUCGAAGGCUUCCCCGCCCACCGCAUCGACAUCACAUGGGACAGCAGAGACGGACCUGCGUGGAUGGAGACCAGGAUGAAGGAAGGUCAGCGCCUCUCCCACACCCACACCCUCUCAUCCUCUCCGCCUCAUACAUACAUUUUCCUCUCCUUAUUGCACCACACCCAUCAGUGUGCCGUGAGGCAUCUGAUGCCGUGAGCAGCGGCAAGGCCAUCAUCGUCUUGUCGGACCGCCGCUUCAACGAGUCGCGCGUGCCGAUCUUCGCGUCGCUGAUAGUGGGCGCGGUGCACCAGCACCUGAUCCAGCAGAAGCUGCGGUCGGACUGCGCCUUGGUCAUCGAGACGGGCGACGCUUUCGAGGUGCACCAGAUCUGCGUGUUGCUGGGGUUUGGCGCUGACGCCAUCUACCCGUACAUGGCGUACCAUAGCCUGGUGAGGGUCGGCCGCACGCAACUGAAUGUGUGUGAUGUGUCCACUGCGCGCGUGUGUGUGUUGUCAGAGCCGAGUGCGUUUCUCCCAGAACGAGCCCAAGAUGGAGCUGGCCAAAAUGAUUGAGAACUACAGGCAAGCACAGGAGAGAGACGCAGACAUAGUGGGGAAGAGAGAGCCCGGCAGCCAACAUGGUGGCGUGCGUGGGAUGUGUGUGUGUGUGUGUGUGUGUGUGUGCAGGGUGGCGGUCCACGCGGGCGUGUUGAAGGUCAUGUCCAAGUUCGGCAUCUCCACACUCAUGUCGUACAAAGGUACGCCCCCAUCCACCAAAAUGCGCCUCUCUCUCUCUCUCUCUCUCCGCUUGUGUGGAUGUAUCCCUCCCUGUGUGUGCUUAGGUGCGGGUAUGUUCCAAGCGGUCGGCCUGAGCCAGAAGGUCAUCGACACGUGCUUCACGGGAUGCGCCUCAGUCAUCGGCGGCGUCGGCCUCGACGUAUUCGCCGUCGACGCACUCAGGUAUAUGUAAUCCUCCCUCCCUCCCUCCCUCACACAGACACAGGCAGAGAGAGAGAGAGACCAUUGCCGAGUGCAUCUGUGUUGUGUUUGUUUGUCAGGCUGCACAACCAGGCCUUCCCCCGGCGCGAGCUGCCCCCCCUGGUCGACAUGGACGUCGAGGAGUUUGACGAGGACGGCGUCUACCACUUCCGCUCCAUCCACGACACCGAGCUGCACAUGAACCACCCCGACUCCAUCGCCAAAGUGCAGGACGCCGCGCGCAGAAAUUCUCGCGAGUCAUACCGGUGAGAAUCAGAGAGGGGGAUGGGUGUCAGUCAUGCUUGUGUAUGGUGAUCUUGUGUGUGGGUGUGUGUGGUUUGGGUGGGUGCAGGGAGUUUUCCGACUUCCAGAACGCCUUGGUGGAUCGGUGCGAGCUCCGCGGCUCCUUCGAGCUGGCCCUCGACAAGUGCACGCCCAUCGCCAUCGAGGAGGUGGAGUCUGUCGCAGCCAUUGUCAAGUAUGCACACCACACACACACACCCUGCCCCCCUCCCCCCAACACACACACACACACACACGCACACAUGCGUCUGUGUGUGACAAACCAGGCGUUUCGCGACCGGUGCGAUGUCGUACGGUUCGAUAAGCGAGGAGGCCCACAAGGCUCUGGCCAUCGCCAUGAACAGGAUCGGCGGCAGGUCCAACACGGGGGAGGGCGGCGAGAGCGACGAUCGCUACCUGCCCGGGGCCAACGGGGAGAACAAGCGCAGCGCCAUCAAGCAGAUCGCCAGCGGCCGCUUCGGCGUCACCAGCCAGUACCUCGUCAACGCAGACGAGCUUCAGAUCAAGCUCGCACAGGUCCAUCGGACACUACAGCACAUCUUUCUGCCGAUGGAUGGAUGGAUGUGUGUGUGUGUGUGUGUGUGUGUUGACAGGGUGCGAAGCCUGGUGAGGGCGGUGAGCUGCCUGGCCACAAGGUAGUGGGCAAGAUUGCUGAGACGCGCAAGAGCACCCCGGGGGUGGGGCUGAUAUCCCCGCCGCCCCACCAUGACAUGUACAGCAUUGAGGACGUCGCGCAGCUCAUCAGCGACCUCAAGAAUGCAAACCCGGAGGCACGCGUGAGCGUCAAGCUGGUGUCGAAGGUAUGCAGAGGGAGAGGGAGACGGAGAGAGAGAGAGAUGGGCCGAUGAGCAUCUGAUUGAGAUACGUGUGUGGGUGUGUCUGUGUCUGUGUGUGAUUGUGCAGGUGGGUGUGGGGAUCAUAGCUGCGGGCAUUGUCAAGGGCAAGACAGACCACCUCCUCAUCAGCGGCAUGUCAGGCGGCACUGGUAACCCCCACCCACACAAUGCACCCAUCUCUGCCUGUGCGAACGUCCUGUGUGUAUGUGUGUGUGUGCUGCACACACAGGUGCGGCCAAGUGGACGUCGAUCAAGCACGCCGGCCUCCCCUGGGAGAUCGGCCUGGCCGAGACCCACCAGACGCUCGUACUCAACGGUCUCAGGGAGAAGGUCAUUCUGCAGACGGACGGGCAGAUCAAGACGGGCCGCGACGUCGUGUACGCCGCCCUGCUGGGCGCGGAGGAGGUGUGCUUCUCGACACAGCCGCUGAUCGCCCUGGGGUGCAUCAUGAUGCGCAAGUGCCAUCUCAACACGUGCCCCGUCGGGAUUGCCACACAGGUUUGCAGACGUGGUUGCCUGGACGGGUGGAUGGCAGACAGGCCCAUUUGUGUGUGUGUGUGUGUGUGGGAGUUAGGAUGAGGAGCUUCGGAAGAAGUUCACGGGCAAGCCCGAGCACGUCCUCAACUACCUGUUCCUGGUGGGCGAGGAGGUGCGCGCCAUCAUGGCCCAACUCGGCAUCAGAAAAUACGGUAGGUGCGCCAGUCCGUGUGCCCUAAGCACACCCAAACAAACCAGCCUCCAUUUGUUUUGCCUUCUUUUUUUUUUGCGUGUGUGUAGACGACAUGGUGGGCCGUGCCGAUCUGUUGCGCCCGAAGCCGUCUCUCAAGGAACACUAUAAGACCCGCGAGAUCGACCUCUCAAAGGUAGGUCGACACACACGCUUACACCGAUGGUCACGGGUGUGGUGUAUAUGUGUGUAUAUGUGUGUGUGCAGCUGCUGUACCCGGCGUGGCAGCUGACCGACGCGCAGCAGCCGUCGGGCGGCCCACAGUCGCUGGCGCAGUCGGUUCCCCCUGGCAUGUGCUGCAGAAUGGCGCAGGACCAUGAACUUGACAAAGUCAGCACACGGCACACCGUGAUACACACAAACAGAGGGAUGCAUCUCACUGUGAUGUGUGCAUAAAAUGCAGGUGAUCGACCGUGAGAUUGUGCGUCUGUCGGUCCGGUCGCUGCAGAAGCAGGCCAAGACCGUCCUGCACAUGCCCGUCAGGAACGUCGAUCGCACCGUGGGCGGCAUUCUGAGCUACGAGGUCACCCGCCGCUACGGCGCCCAGGGCAUGCCCCCCGGCACCAUCGUCGUGCGCUUCCGCGGCAGUGCUGGCCAGUCCUUCGGCGCAUGGCUGGCCCCCGGGAUCACCUUUGACCUGCAAGGGGAUGCCAACGACUACACGGGCAAGGGGCUGAGCGGGGGGCAUGUUGUGGUGAGGCCGCCGAAGGACUCGCCGUUCUUCAAUGAGAGCCACGGCAACAUCAUUGUGGGCACAGAGAGAGAGGGAGGGAGGGAGGGAGGGCGUGAGAGAGGAUGUGACACAUCCGUGUGUGUGUGUCCGUGUGUGUGUGUGUGUGUGUGGGUGUAUGUCAGGUUGGCAACGCCUGUUUGUAUGGCGCGACGGACGGGCGCGCCUUCUUUGCGGGGGUGGCUGCCGAGCGGUUUGCAGUGAGGAAUAGCGGGGCCAUUGCUGUAGUGGAGGGCGUUGGCGACCACGGAUGCGAGUACAUGACUCGGUGGGACAGACACCAUCUGACACACACACCACACACACACACACACACACACAUUGGUGGGCGUCGAUGCAUCCCCUUCUCUGUGUCUCUGUGUGUGCAGUGGUUUGGUAGUGAUUCUUGGCGAGAUCGGUCAGAACUUCGCUGCCGGCAUGAGCGGCGGCAUCGCAUACCUUCUCGACAUCGACAAGGUGGCUGCCCAAGCCCUCAACACACACACACACCCACACCCACACCCACACACACACGCCCCCAUCCAUGUGUGUGUUUUCGUUUCUGUGUCUAUCAUUGCAUCGCAACAAACAGGACAACGUCAACGACCAGAUGGUGUAUUUGGAGCCCGUGACGUCUUUGGAGGACAAGCGCACCCUGGAGAACCUCGUCAACGAGCACUACGACCGCACCCGCAGCGAGCGCGCCAAACUCAUCAUCAACAACUGGAAGGAAUACAGCCAGCGGUAAGGACUCUCUUAACACUCCUCACACACACAGAGAGAGAGCGAGAGGCCGGCGCACACACCAUGAGAGAAGCGCACUCCCACACCCCGUGUGUGUCACCAGCUUCACUAAGGUCUUCCCGAAGGACUACAAGCGUGUGUUGAGGGAGGCCAUCGCCGACCACGUCAGGACGGGCAGCAAGGUGGCCGGGGCCAUCCUCAACGACUGGGAGUCCAUCGCCUACCAGCUCAACAUGCGCGCCAUCAAUCGCAAGAUGGCCGUCCCCUUCAGGGCGCUCCUCAACGAGCAGACGCAGCAGAGAUACAGGCAGUGGCUCAACAAAAACCUCAAGAACGACUCCACCUUCCAGGUCACCAUUGCGCUUGUACUCCCUCCCUCCCUCACCCGGCCCCCAAUGUGUGUGUGUGUGUGUGUGUUGUAGGAGAUUGCUGGUGUGGCAAGCGGCAACUCGAUGCUGCGCAUGAUCAAGGACGACACUUCGACGGCCGCCAUGACGGGCAAGGAGGAGGUGUUGGUGCCGCGGGCGCAGAGCACCCUCAAGAGCGGCAAGAGCGCCGAGUUCGACGAGAGGGAGGAGGAGCUCUUCCAGAUGGCCUUCAGGGCACAGUACAUGAUGGUACACACACAGCACAGACACGCACAGAGAGGGUGGGUAAGGAUGCAUCAAUUUGUGUGUGUGUGAUACAGUGGCGGAAGGGCCACCAUCGCGGCACUCUGCAGCUGAUGGGCAGCAACGUGCUCGACAACAAAGUGGCGUCGCGGCUGUUCAAGACUGUGAGCGGCAGACAGACCAGACCUUCCACUGUGUGUCCAUCGUCUGUGUGUGUAUUGGUAUUGUGUGUUGUAUUAUGUUCAUUCAGGCAACCAAGGAGAUGUUGAAGCGGAGGAUCUCUCAGGAGAAGCAGGAGCUCGAGCGGCGACUCAACGACGCCAUGAUACCCUCAGCAGCAUCAGCAGUACCAAGGGCAAAGACCAGACCAGGCACGCCACGCCCGACACACACACACCUCACCCCUUUGCACCCACCCCCCAUUCAUGUGUGUGUGUGUGUGUGUGUUGCAGAGGAGGAGAUUCCCGAGCCGCAGAAUGGCCAGGGCGCGAUGGUCGAGAAGGCCCCCGUGGACGGCGCGCGCGAGCAGCUGGUCAGCAACUUCACUGCCGAGGACUUCGUCGACUCCACGCCACUCACCUUCAACAACGAGGGGUGAGCUCGCGGGCCCAGCUGGGCGGCAUGCACACCAUCUCUCCCUCUCUGUGUGUGUCCGUUCUCUCUGUGUCGUUGGUGUAGUAUGAGCAUGGAGAAGGCCCGCCAGGCACUCGACAUGGAGGACCUCGUCUCACGGCCAAAGAGCGUCGCCUUCCCGGACAAGAAAAAAGGAUUCCACAAGUCAGUCACUGCAGAGAGAGAGAGAGAGAGGGGGAAAGGGCCCAUCGACAGGUAUCCAUCCCUCUCUGCUGCUCUCACCCCUAGGUACGAGAAGGAGGCCCAUCCGUACCGUGAGCCGAAGGUUCGUGUCCUGGACUGGGAGGAGAUCACCGUCCCCACCAACUCGCGAAGCAGACUCUACGACCAGCUCCUGCGCACACAGGCCGCCAGGUUACCCUCACACCAACGCACCCACACCCACACCCACACCAUAUGCCUCAUGUGUGUGUGUGUCUGUGUGUGUGGUGGUGGUGGUUUCAGGUGCAUGGACUGCGGGACCCCCACGUGCCACUACCCCAAUCCGCAGGGCGGCGGCUGCCCUCUCGGCAACAGAAUCCCAACAUGGAAUGCUCUCACCUACGAGGGCAACUGGAAACAGGUGCACACACACACCACCCACACGCACACAGAGACAGAGAGAGGGAGAGGGAGAGCAUCUCGUUGUGUGUGGGGAUGGUGUUCAGGCGUUGGAGCGUCUGCUCGACACGAACAACUUCCCCGAGUUCACUGGCCGCAUCUGCCCCGCCCCCUGCGAGGAGUCCUGUGUGCUGGGCAUCAACGAGAAGAGCGUCGCCAUCAAGAGCAUCGAGGUCGCCAUCAUCGACUACGCCUUCUCAAAGGGAUGGAUCAAACCUAGGCCGCCCAAGGUCAGCCAACAGCCAAGCCACAACACACACACACACACACACACACAGAGAGAGAGAGAGAGACGUCUGUGUGUCUCUUUGUGUGUGUCAGGUGCGGACUUACAAGCAGGUGGCGAUCAUCGGGAGCGGCCCAGCUGGUUUGGCGGCGGCCCAGCAGCUCAACCGUGCGGGCCACUCCGUCACCGUCUUCGAGCGGUCCGACCGCGUCGGUGGGCUCCUCAUGUACGGCAUACCCAACAUGAAGCUCGACAAGACCAAAAUCGUCCAGGUGUGAUGGCAUGGAUGGGAUGGAUGGGAUGGAUGGAUGGAUCAGCCCAUGCCCUCUCCCUCUCUCUGUCCCAGCGUCGCGUGGACCUGCUUCAAGCAGAGGGCAUCACCUUCCACACCAGCGUCGAGAUCGGCAAGGACAAGACUCUCGAGGAGCUCCGCGAGGAGUUCGACGCCGUCCUCCUCGCCACAGGCGCCACUGCGUCGCGGGAGUUCAAGAUCAACGGCUGGGAGCUCGAGGGCAUCCACCAGGCGAUGGACUUCCUCCACAUGAGCCAGAAGUCCCUCCUUGACUCGGACAUGCAGGACAGCGACUACAUCGACGCGCAGGACAAGCACGUGAUUGUGAUUGGUGGGGGCGACACGGCGGUCGACUGCCUGGGGACGGCGAUUCGUAUGGGGGCGGCAUCGGUGCUGCAGUUCUCGCGGCGCGAGGAGGCGCCCAAGAACCGACCGGACAACAACCCCUGGCCGCAGGUAUACACACAGCCAGCCACAGCCAGAUGGGGGUCGGGAUGACUGCAUGGCACGUGUGUUUGUGCAUGUGGCAGUGGGGUGAGUUCUUCCGUGUGGACUACGGACACGCCGAGUGCCACGUCAUGCAGGGGAGAGACCCGAGAGAAUACUGCGUCAAGUAAGCCGGCCGUCCCAGCCUCCGACACACCCCCAACAAACGCACAAGUUACCAAUCACGCCGCGUGUGUGUGUGUGUGUGUGUGCAGGGGUGUCGAGUUCGUGCCACAUGACCGCGACCCGACUCGCGUCGGGGGCAUCAAGGCCAUCCGCAUGCACUGGCAGAAGGACCCCAAGACCGGCAGGGCCCGCAUGGAGGCCAUGCCCGGCACCGAGAAGGUCUACAAGGCCGACAUUGUGCUGCUCGCCAUGGGCUUCCUGGGGCCCGAGGCGACCACAUGGAGCGGCACCACGGUCAAUGUCGACAAGCGGACCAGCAACAUCGACGCGGCCAUGGGCGACUUCAGGACAAACGUGCCCGGCGUCUUCGCAUGCGGCGACUGCAGAAGGCAAGAAGCCCCCUCCCCUCAGAGAAUAAACAGGCGUCCAUCUGCUGCUCUGUGUGUGUGUGUGUGUGUGCAGGGGUGCGACAUUGGUUGUGUGGGCGAUAGCCGAGGGCCGCGAUGCGGCGCACAAGAUCGACGAGUACCUGAUGGGCGACUCGGUGCUGCCCCGCGCUUUCCCUGAGUCGGCCAACCCCAAGCUCUUCCCGCCCACCGUCAGCAACCCCAACCCAGCCAUGGGCAUGCCCUCGUUCAGGGGCGGCACACACACGGGCAGCGGAUGGUAGCUAAUGCGUGUGCUGACACGUGUGGGCGAGGGGGUUAUGUGUGUGAGUGUGGGUGAUCAGCAGCACCGCCUUUUUGCUGUGUGUGACGGACGUGUGUGCGUGUUUGUCUGUGUGUGUGUACGCCAUGCUGGCGGGAGAGAGGGAGGGAGGGAUUUUUGAAGGGUUUUUUUGGCGAGGCGAGGCGAGAUAAUGCUCAUGCGUCCAUGCCGUGGAGGGAAGGUGGCUGCGCAGCAGUUCAUUCAUUCACUCAUUCAUUCAGACAGAGGAGUGCAGUCAAGAAUGAUCCGCUCACAACUCGUGAGUCCAUCCAUCCUGUCGUCUAUCGCACCUGUGUGUCUCUCUUCCUCUCUCGCCGUUCGUAUGCAGCCAUCCAUCCAUCUGAGUGAGUGAGUGCAUGGCCAUCGCGUCGCCUUUUUGACGUUUGUGCUGCCUGCCUGUCGCCUUUUUGUUGACGUUUGUGCUGCCAGCCACUGAUGCGCCUUCGUACGUCACGUGUGUCUGACUCCCCUGUGGCCGUUCGUUCUGUCUGACAUGCCAUGCGUGCGGGUGUGUGUGCGCGUCUGUGUUUGUAGUUGUGGUGCCGUUUUUGGCACUCAUCCCUUCCCCUCCUUGUGGAUCGCGUUCAUGAGAGUAUGUCGGGCGAUGGGUGGAUACGGACGCGCACAGCCAGCGGAGUUUUUAUUGAGUGACACUCCCCUGCGAAAUCAAUGGGAUAAACCGCAGAAAACAAAGAGGCUUCUGGUCGAUGGC
Vitrella brassicaformis is the source of this 11903-nucleotide messenger RNA. The record is from the annotation of a GenBank genome assembly. NCBI's taxonomy places the organism in Eukaryota, Vitrellaceae.